This is a messenger RNA of Aspergillus campestris IBT 28561, 2225 nucleotides long. RefSeq lists its product as uncharacterized. NCBI's taxonomy places the organism in Eukaryota, Fungi, Ascomycota, Eurotiomycetes, Eurotiales, Aspergillaceae. Bases 1 to 1986 code for a protein of 661 amino acids. The transcript is spliced from 3 exons. The record is from RefSeq and is a predicted model, not a curated record.
AUGACGCCCCCCAGGAGACCGCUUAUGGUCGAUGAAGAGCUUGGGAAGAAGGACGACGAUCACCGACCGGAGGUAGACCGGCCGCAAUGGCGCCCACGGCAGUGGAAAUCGCCACGACCGCGGCGCUUGCUGCUAGGCGUCGUGGCGUUGUAUCUUUUGUACUUAUUCUUUAAGCAUAUGCCGACCGACCUUCCCCCAGCGACGCAGCGAUUUAAUCCAGCAUUGACGGAAGCACGGCUGAGAGCUGGGGCAGGGUGGUCAAACCCGGCGCAAUCCCCUGGAAUGCCCCCACAGAGCCCACCUCCGCGCGACGACUCAAUGAUAAACGACCAAGAGAAUAAAAAUGAAUACUAUGAUGGCGACGUGAAGCUUUACUCGCUGACAUCCUCCUUAUCACGCUUUCGAAAGGUACCGAGUCAGUAUAAGUCAAGCCCUAGCCAUGCCGUGGUCUUCGCCGGCGCAAGCUUGCAGAGCGUCUCGGAUCUGUUGCCACUUGCUUGUCAGAUGGCCUCGUAUAAACGGAAUGAGGUACACCUUGUCUUGAUGGGGAAGGAAGGUGUCUCAAUCGAAGGAAUUCAGCGUGUGAAUGGAGUUGAUGACAAAGGGUGUCCCAUUGUCUGGCAUGAUGGUCGGCCUGACUACGCCCAAUGGUCAACUGAGGCCCGGAUGGAAAGGGCGGCGGUGGCUGGUCUAGAUUAUGUUCAUGCCUACCUCCGUCCACAAGCCUUAAUCACACAAGGGGAACCACGGGAAGAAAUGAAUUUCAUCAGGGUGGUCCAGUCAGUGGCGCAGCGUAAUGGGGCCCAGCAUAUUGCGCUUUCUGCCCAGUCGAGAGAUAUCAUGUGGAUGUCUGCUUUGGACAGCAAUGCACUGCGAGCUUGGAAUGAUUUCCAUAUUGAAAUUCUCGUCCAAGCACCUUCAGAAUCCGCUGGUUCCUUGAUAAGGUUGAUUCGGUCGUUGGAAAGGGCAGAUUACCUUGGGACUGUUCCCAGUUUGACAGUCGAACUCCCAUACCAUACGGAUCCGCAGCUACUUCAUUUCCUUCAGAGGAUGAGUUGGCCGCCUCACACAUCGAGCAAGGUCACUCUUCGCCGCCGUUUGCCUUCUGGUGCCCUUAGUGACGCUGAUGAGUCUGCAAGAUUCGUGGAGAAUUUCUAUCCCAGGGACCCUAACGCGACUCACUUGCUUGUACUUGCGCCCCAGACAGAGCUGGCCCCCUCUUUCUAUCAUUACUUGAAGUAUCUAACAUUGAACUACAAACACUCUGCUCGUACGAGCAAGCUGACCCCGGAACUUUUUGGGAUCUCACUGGAACUCCCUUCAUUCACGCUGGCUGGGGACAAGCCAUUCAGCCCUCCAGAGAAGGCCCUAAAGGGAGAGGGCGAACUACCAAUGUUUCUCUGGCAGGCUCCCAAUAGUAAUGCCGCACUGUAUUUCGGUGACAAAUGGACGGAACUAUAUUCCUUUUUGUCUCGUCGUCUUACUACUGGGGACAGAAAAUCCAGCGAGGAGACAAUUUCAAAGCAAUACCCCGCCGUGCUGGAGUACAUGCUGGAGUUGAUGCGUGCCCAAAAUGCUUUCUUGGCGUACCCAGCCUUUCCUCUACGAGGGAAUCCCCCUCUAGCAACAGUUCAUAGCGAACUACGUCACGCCCCGGAGGAACCUGCCUUGAAUGACUUAGAUAAACGUGAAGAGGCUGCGACAUCAGACCAUAUCGAUGAAUUUGUGGACCGUUUGGAAUCUGCCGAAAAGCCGCCAAGUUCGGCCCCAAACUUGAUGCCCCUCUUGGACCAAUUUGCAUGGAGACUGCCCGAUCUGGAGGACUUACCUACCGUUUCUUACAGUGGCGAUGCGUCAUCUGCUGUCGCCCUUGCUCAACAGGCCGGAGAGUAUAGAGAACGAUUCCGAGCCAGUCACGGAAACUGUCAUGAUGAUUCUCGAAAAGACGAGACCAGUCCAGAGUCUUUGUUUUGUAUAGAGACUUGAUUGUACCAUCGUUUGGAAUUUGGAUCUUGGGUCGGUGUUGUGAUUUACUGCGUGAUACUAAACUUGGGCGUUCUUUAUACCCUGUAUUCUAUGAGAGGACAAAAAUAUGCUGACAUCAUAAGUCAAGCGAGCACUGAAAGAUACCAUAAUUGUUUGAUAGUCAACCCAAUUAGUGGGUUAAAGCAGACCAGUAGCAGCCGUCAUCUUAUAAUUAUCACACCAGAUCUAAAGUCUCUACA